GAAAAAAUACUCAUCUAUUCACAAAUAUUCUUGUUAUUCUAAUUUUUAAAUCACAAACCCUAAUCUACAGUAUUUUGCACUCUAUGCUGCACGAAUAAUGGUUAUAUCGGUUGUUCUGUUCAUCUUUGUCCAGCUUCCGCAGACUUUACUUUUGGAAGACAUUUGGCCGUGUUGGUUGCUCUAAUCCUCUUUGUUUAAUGUUGAUCUAUUAUUUUGUGUAUCAGGUAAAACAUAAAAUUCAGUCCUAAAAUUCUGGAAUCUAGCCAGUAGACUGGUUUUGGAAAAAGUUUUUAAUGAUGAAGGUCAACUUGAUGAAGAUGUUAUUCCAACGUAAGUCAUGGAGAUGGGAAAAUUUAAAGACCUCCUUGGUAUUACCAUGCGCUUAAGUUUUAUCAUUUCAAUAUGUUUAUUCGGUCCAUUGUAGUUUUCAGGUGGGUCUAGGAAUGGUUGUCCAAUCUCUUUGUCCCGAUAAAAAAGAUGGGGCACUUUGAUGACAGAACAAACAAGCUUUUGUUUUACAGUUUCAAAUAUUGUGUUGUCUUUUGCUUUCAUUUGAACGUGUUUAUCAUUUAUAUUUAAAAUAUAUUUGGAAAUUUUAUAUUUUUUUGUUAUAUGUUACAAUAUAUUUAUAAUGUUUUUAAAACAAUCUAUAUAGUUUUACUUUUGUUUUAUUUAAGUGUAACUAAUUAUGUGGCUAUAUUUUCUACAAACUUACCAAGAGUACAUGGUACAUGUGACUUAUUAUCCAAUUCCUAUUACCCUAUUAAUUUUUUUAUCUAAAAUAUAGUUUAUAUAGAUUUUAAUUUUAAAAUUAUCAAAUAUUCUAAAAAUACUAUUUAUAAACCGGAUUUCCCUAUUACUUUUAUCCAAAAUAUUUAAAUUAUCCGAUUUCUACUAUAUUUUAUCCAAAAAUAUAAAAAUGUAAGUUUGAACCGAAAAACCAAAAACGACAAUCAAACUGAAACUAUGCCAAAAACAAAACAAAAACCAGAAACCGAAUCGAAUACCAAACUUCCAUGCUUAAACAUACUAUUAAACAAAUAGACAGAUUAAUAAAUUUUUCAAACAAAAACAAUUCGAGCAUUUAAAUUAUGUUUUUGACACAGAUUUACUGGAAAAAAUCAUCUUAAUAUUUAUAUGAAAACAAAUAAGGUUUACUAAUGAAACAAAUAAGUAACCGAACUACAAGUCAUAUAUUCUAAAUUUAAAUCAAAUUUUAAUUUAAUGAAAUUGUAAAAACCUUCAACAACAUAAUCCCGCAUUUUAACGCGGGUUAUAAUCUAGUUCUUUCUUAAAAUAAAGGAGUAAAAGCGGAAAACCAAAAUAUGUCAAAUGUCAGAAAAUGAAAAUAAUAUUUGAGACAUUAUCAACUAUACAAAGAACUACAAUUUCCUUAUUUUUUUGGUCGAAGAACUACAAUUUCCUUAAAAUCCAAAAUAAAAAUAGAUGAAUAAAAAAAGACAAAAAAAAAAAACUUGUUGACCGUAGGCUUUGUCUCCUGGAGAUAUAUCUUUUUGGAAUUUCUGUAAACUUAUCUGUUUAAAUUGCAAUAAUAAUCUUGAUCACCAAACAAAAAUCCCAUCUCACAUCUUUCUCUUAUUUUUAUUUUUUUUUUAAUCAUGAAACAAAUGUUCACCAAACAAACAUAUGGAAAGAAGUCUGAGACAUACAUCAACUUUCUGAAAAUCUUUCUACAUCUUAUAAUAGAACUUCGUACUUAACUAUGCUUAAGAGGUAUCCAAAAAUAAUGUUGCCCUAAAGAGAAUGGCUGAAGGAAAUUUAAGGGUCAUAUAUAAACUUGUAAUCAUGGCGUAGAUUGCAAACCGAAACGCUCGUGGGGAAGUCCCUGCUAUGACCUCUACUCUAUAUCUACCUCAUUUAGGAUUUGGGCUUUGACGCCUAUUCCCAUAAACCCUUGGUGCUGACGGAGUGUCUGUCCUUGUCUGAGGGAAACUUCAACUCUAUUUUAGUCAAUCAACAAAAACUGAGUCAAGUAUAUCACGAACGUUUGUACUUUAAAUAAAUUAAGAUACAACAAACGCAAGAGUUAUUAGCAUCAGCAUACUCUUGCCCUGCAAUCUGACAAAUCACAUCAGUGAGGAUCAAUAGAUGAAAAUACUUACAAAAGUGAGACAUAUUGAGAUCUUAAAUUAUACUGAUAAGUUUCUUGGGCUUCCAACUUAAAACCAAUUGGCAAUUAGUGGAUUGAUCCAAGUCACUUAUAUAUUACUCAAGUCCCUUUCAUAUAUUCGAUGUGGGAUCUUCUCUCCAAUACCCUCCCUCGAGAUAAUGGUGCGUAUAACCAUUAAUCUCGCAGAAUCCAUCAUACCCCCUCCGAAAUCAUGCUUUUAUUUUCUAGCGAUCUCGGCGGAACUGAGCCUUCUAUGGGCCAUCAGCUAAUGGGAUGAUCGGGCCACUGUCCGGGCCGGAUUAAUGGGUCAGGGUAUUAGGCCCGCUCUGAUACCAUGAUAAGUUUCUUGGGCUUCCAACUUAAAACCAAUUGGCAAUUAGUGGAUUGAUCCAAGUCACUUAUAUAUUACUCAAGUCCCUUUCAUAUAUUCGAUGUGGGAUCUUCUCUCCAAUACCCUCCCUCGAGAUAAUGGUGCGUAUAACCAUUAAUCUCGCAGAAUCCAUCAUACCCCCUCCGAAAUCAUGCUUUUAUUUUCUAGCGAUCUCGGCGGAACUGAGCCUUCUAUGGGCCAUCAGCUAAUGGGAUGAUCGGGCCACUGUCCGGGCCGGAUUAAUGGGUCAGGGUAUUGGGCCCGCUCUGAUACCAUGAUAAGUUUCUUGGGCUUCCAACUUAAAACCAAUUGGCAAUUAGUGGAUUGAUCCAAGUCACUUAUAUAUUACUCAAGUCCCUUUCAUAUAUUCGAUGUGGGAUCUUCUCUCCAAUAUAUACCAUUUUAAGCUCUGGCUCCGACAUAAAGCAACAGUAUGAUCCCCAUGAGUUAGAAAUAAUAAUCCAGUAGUCUGCACCUCCUUCUGUCGUUCCCUACCACACGGCUAGCACAUUAUGGUUUCCAAAUCCAUCCUCACAUGAACCUGCACACAAACCCUGAGGAAGCACAAACACAAAAAUUUCAUGACAAUUGUUGAUUACAUUCUUCACUCCUAAAUAAACAAUUGUUUUUACAUGAAACCAGAUAAAAAAAAUUCUUGGAAACUUACAACUGGUAGCUCUUUGCAAAAUAUGUAGUAUCCAAACUUUGCCAACAUAUCUAAGAGGAAGUGGCCACCGCUGAUACGACAGUGAACAUGAAGAGAUUUUUUACCUUUCACUUUCUUCCAUUCUGCUACUACUUCAUCUCUGUAUAUCUUAUUUGCCCAUCCUUGCAACUGUAUAGAACAUCCAUAAACCUCCUCAGCCUCUUAAAUUUCAAAAACCAUGAAAGCCUAAAACUAAAUAGUUUCAGUGUUCUCUAAUAGAACUCAUGUUUCAAAACCGUUAACACAUUCAUCAUAGAGCUUUACACAUAUGCAGAUACAGAGAGAGGCCCAUAAAGCCUCUACUUUAAAUAUGUGAAGAGUAGAGAACGGUAACCUUUUUUAUUAUUUACCUGAGAGUUGUUAAUGGAGUGAGAGAUAGCUAAAGUUAAUUUAGCUGUAAAGUCACUGUGAGUGAGGGUGUAAGUUCUUGGAUGAUUGAAAGAUCGCCGGUCCAAACAAUCUUGCCCUCUGCACCAAAUAAAGCUAGAAUCUUUAAGCUCUCACGAUAUGGAAUCCAUAGCUGAGCACAGAAAGCUACGAUUUUGAAACUUUAACUCUAUCAAAACGAUGUUAAAGAAACAUAAUUUCUUACGGGAACAAUCAAUAUGUUCUUCCUCUUGGACCUUCUUUUGGAGACAAAGAGUGAGUUGCUACUGUUACUCCGUUUUUCUGAAUAACCUGGUUUGAGCUUUAUCGGUAACAGCGAACUCGGCGACAAACUACACAUCGUUUGCUUUCUUUAACCGAAUUUAAGCUUCAAUUUUCAGAACUGAACGCAGAGAGACCCUUAAUACAAAGAUGGAAUCACAGAGCAUCAGUUCGUGAUCAGUUGCCAACCAAAUAUGUGGCCGAUUGGAGCUGCUAAUGAAGCCAUUUUCUAACAGAGUUUAGAAACUUAAACAAUCGUAAAAAGUGGAGAAAAGAAGUUUGAGGCGAAUGAUAGCUUACUUCGAGGAUCUCUAUAUAUAGGAGGCUUCAGAAGGCGUUACAGGAGGAGGAUGCUAAUAUCUGUCCCUGAGCCCAAGAUCCAACCGAGGUGUUUGCAUAACAGGUCUCUUCCUAUUGGAAUACUUCUCCAACCGUGAGAUGCUGCUUUUUCGGUUUAACAUCUAAAAGGGUUCUUCCUUGCAGUACUUUCCCAGGAGUCAAGCAAGGAGACAUGACGGGUUCUUUAGGAUUCUCCAACUAAGCUUUUCGAGGAGAGCAUCUUUGAAGAUAGUGAUAUCCUUAAAUCCUAAGCCGCCAAAUGUUUUGGGUCUUGCCAUUUUCCUCCUGUUAUGUGUAGUAUCCCACCAUAACCUUGUCAACACCGAUUGGAUUUCAACACACACAGAUUGGGGGAGACUGAUGCAUGACAUUGCGUAGGAGGGCAUCGCUGCUAGGACAGUUCUCAACAUAAUCAUUUUGCAUGCUCGCGAGAGGAACUUUGUGGACCAGCAAAUAGAUUUGUGCUUGAUACGGUCUACUAUAUUGGAGAACAAGUCUCUCUUCCUUCUGCCAAAUUGCUAUGGUAGACCGAAGUAUUUGCCAAGCCCACCAUCUUUUUCAAUUCCUAGCGCUUGCUUGAUCUGAAGACUUUUAGCUUGAGUUGUCUUGUGAGAGAAAGAUACAGCUGAUUUCUGCGGAUUUAUCAGUUGACUUGAAACUGAUUCGUAGGCUGAUAGAAUCUUGAGGAGGGUUUGAAAAUUAUUUAGAUUAGCUCUACAAAAGAACAUUGUAUCAUCUGCAAAAAGCAGAUGAUUAAUACUAGGGCACCCUGUAGCUAUCUUGAUCCCUUUAAAUUUUCCGUUUCUUUGGCCCAACUUGCAUAAAUCUGAUAGUAGCUCACUGCAAAGUAUAAAUAGGUAGGGGGAUAAAGGAUCUCCCUGUCUGAUUUUCCUUCCUGGCUUAACGAAACCUCUUUCUGUAUCAUUGAUAAUAAAUGAAUAGCUGACAGUAGUGAUGCAUUGCAUGCUUCAUCCUAUCCAAAUGGGGUGGAAACCGAACUUUAGGAGUAUAGUUUUGAUGAAAUUCCAUUCCAGCCUAUCAUAGGCCUUACUCUUAUGAUUCAAUUCUAAAAUCUACCCAAUACCAAAAUAUAUAUUUGUCUUAAAUUAAACGUAACAAUUUUCUUUAGAAAAAAAAGAAAUAAUUCUAAUCUUGAUCCAUGCUUUCUUAGGCUCGUAUGGAUGUAACUCCACCGAUUGAUCUUCUUUAUCGUUAAUGUUUCACCUUGAAGAUUCUUUUGAUGGAGAGAGAUUAAAUCUCUAUUUCUCUCUAACUCUCAUUGAUAUUGUUUUUCUCACGUUAAAGUUACAAAAGGGGAACAUGUGGCUUAUAUAUUUUUGUUAAUAGUUGUGAUGGUAAUGGUUGUGAUGGUUCACGACAAUUACCAUAACCCUUUUUCCUAUGUAACCACCAUUUAUAUGUAUAUAUAGCAUCAUCUUUUUGUAGUUAAUACUAAUUAAUAAUUUACUGACUGCAUAUGCUAUACGCAUAUAUAGAAACAAUUAAGAAAGACAUUUAUACUAAAAUUAGGUACGGAAAGAAGGUUAUCCUCGGAAGACAGAGGGUACAUUGAUGUACCUGAACCAGUUGUCGGAGACGAUGAAGAAGUUGGAGAAGACGUGAGAUGUGUCUAUCGGGUGUUGUAAUUGUGAUGUAGAGAAGGUAGUCCUGCAGCUUAUCCGAUCUUGACUUGUCAUGUUGACCUCUACCAAGGUCCUCAGUCGUAAAUUAUUCUGGUUUCAAAACUUCAACUAGAGUCAUUUGAGUAGUUUGUUGUUUGAUACUCGGCUCAGCUGAUGAUGAAUGACCAGCAGAUGAAGUUGAAAACUUUGUUUGAGCCUCUGUUUCUUGUAAGCGCUUGGUGAACUAACUCAGAGGAAGCUCUUGUUGUUCUGUUACAUGGACAAUUAGUGAAGCAGUGGGUAAAAUACCCAUGUCGACAGAGGGUGUCAAUAUCCAGUCUUCAUCACAGGGAAACGGAUUUGGUUUCAAAUAUGGAGUGAGCUUUGGUUAGACAAAAGGAAAAACAUCCUCUCGGAAAAUGACAUCACGAGAAACCAUAAACUCAUUGCAUUGAAUAUCAUAAACCUUCCAACCUUUUUACCGAAAGAAUAACCCAUAAAAACACAUAGACGACUUCUUUAGCCAAAUUUAUCCUUGUCAGGUGACGCUCUAUGUGCGUAACAAGCUGAACCGAAAACACUCAAGACUUUGUAGUCUGGUUUAACACUGUGAAGGAUUUCAUAAGGAGAAAGUAUGUGAUGCAAUGUUGUUGGUGUACGAUUGAUCAAAGCAGCCAUUAAUACUGAUUCACCCUAAAACAUUAUUUGGACGCUUGCUUGAAACAAGAUAGAUCGAGAAACAUUAAGUAUAUGUUUUUGUUUUCUCUUGACUCUUCCAUUUAACUGUGGUGUAUUUCUGCAAGAAGUCUGAUGAACAAUUCCAAGAUCUUUGAAGUUGAGGAAAGCACCAUAAACUCUGAACUGUGAUCGCUUCGAAUCAUUUAAACCAUUUUUUGAAAAUGUAUCUCUGUGUAGGCGAGAAACUUCUUCAGUACAUUUUGUACUUACGGUUUUUCUAGAAGAAGAUAUGUACUUACUGUUUGUGAGAAAUCAUCAACAAUAGUGAGAAAGUAUAUUACACCACAAGAUGAAGGAAUUUUGUAUGGACCCCAAACAUCGACAUGAAUAAGAGAAAAAAAUAUGUUUUUUUAUUCAAACUUUAAUAAAAAAUCUCACGAGUUUGCGUAGAUCUAAAACAAGUGUCAAAUAAACUAGAGGCAGCAGAUUUAGAAGAAAUAACAGACAAUCGGACAAUACUAAAAAAGACAGAUGUCCCAAAACGCUGAUGCAAUAGAGUAUGAUCUGAACCAUCAACUGCUCAAUGACUCUUUGCUGAGACAAUAUCUGUAAAGUAAUAUGAUAUCACUCAAAUUACCCUAAUAAGUGAUUUAUACUCUCUCAAAUAAGAGGUCGAGUUGUAGUACUUAGGGAUCGAAAUCACAGAGAGCCAGAGAACCUAAGAAAUCUAAUAUGAUUUGUUAAGCAAGAUGUUUUAAUGAUUUAAAUGUAAAAUGGAAUUUUUAUCAAGCAAGUGUUUGCUCAAUUGAUUGGUUGGGGUUUUGGUGCUUAAAAGGAAAUAGCUAGACUUAGGGUUUCUAUUCAGGAAACUUGGAAUUAUAAUCCUACAAAUGCCUAAUGAGUUGCAUGCAUGAUAAUGUAAAGCUCAACUGUCAAUUCUACAAGUUCAUCGGCUAUCGCAUGUUUGAACUCGUCUAUUAACUUAGAUCUAAUGAUCCAAACAGAUGUGUUCGAUCAAUAGUAGUGUCGAUCGAAAAUCCUAUAGGGGUAUCGGUCGAUACACCUUUCGCUCCGUCGAUCGAUUAUCCAAUAUGAAUAUCGAUCGACUUUCCAGUUAAGCUUUAUGCGUGGGUUGAAUGAAUUCUUACUAAGCUCACUAAAACUUCAUAGAAUAGUAAAAUAGAUAUUUAAUGGAGUUUCAAACAUAAAUUAUAACUUUAGAUCUUCUCUCCAAUCUAUCACAAUCCUAAAACCUUUUGUUGAAAGUAAUAAAACUAAAAACACAGAAAAUCAGGCUUAUAUAAUUAGGUUAAAACUCGUCAGGUGUAAUCUUGUAAAUUGGUGAAGACUAGGGUUUCAAGUCGGAUGUGACCAAACGAGCUUUCUGUGUGAUUCGCUGUCGAUCGAUGUCAAGACAUGAACAUCGAUCGAUUAUUCCUCUUCAAUAUCGACCGAUGGUCGAGCUCGAUGGUCAUCUCGGGUGCUUGCUCCAAAUAUCUCCAAAAUUCUCCAAAAUCAUCACUUAUCUCCAAAUCACUUCUGACCCUAUAAAUAUUCUAAAUAGACUCUAUAAUAUAAUAAUUAGUAGUUAAAACACUUAUAAACCAUGAAUAAAAGUGGGUCAAAUCCAUGGUCUAUCAUAAUACACACCAUCAAAUUCUUCACCGGCUCCAAUCAAAGUCCUCGGAAAAACAGUCAAUACAAAUAUCGUGUCAGAAAACAAUGCUAAGCAAUUUGUUUGCUUUACCAAUUUGCUACCAAUAUUAAAGUGAAAUUUAAGUUUCGAACGUAUAAAACAUUAUCCAGCUUGAUUUUAGCUGACAAAGCAAAUGAUCCCAUCUUUACUGCAAAUGUAUGAUUGUCGUCUGAGAAAGCGACCGAACAUGGCGCUAUGUUCUCGACAAAAGUCAAAAGAGAACGAUUACAUGUCAUGUGAUGAGAUGCGCCACUAUCGAGAAUAACAUUGCCAAAAAAAAAUUUACCAGAGAGUUUUCUUCAGACGAAGAGGUAUUAGCCUUAUCUUGAAGCAUUUGAUUGGUGCACGAGGAUGUUCAGGAUUGUAUUCGGGAAAGGAAGAAGAAUUUGAUCUGGUAGCAUGAGCAACGUUAGCCUGACCAUGUCCACGGGCACCAGAAACGCGACCACCUCUGCCUUUGGGACCUCCGCUCUGUCCUCGACCUCCAUUGCGUUCAGUAUACCAUUCUAGAAAGCCAACAAUUUUCCAGCAAUUUGAUUUAACUUGUCUUGUUUUGGCAUGAUGUGAGCACAGCGCACAAGAUCUCAUAAUUGAGUUAUCUUCUCUGUUUUGAGCUUCAUUCUUACGAGACGAAUCAAACUGAUUUUUCUGACGCGAAAAAGAUGAAGUGUUUUGACGAGCCACCAAAUCUACUGCUUCUUGCUGUGGUUCUUCCCUUAUCAUCUUGUUGUAAAUCUCCCUAAGAGAAGGCAAAUGAUAGAUCACAUACUUCAAACGUGAAUCAUCCAAUUCCAAACCCAUCACGAAUUGAUGUAUUUUUCUUGUACUCUUUCUUUGGCCAUUCCCGCAGCUGCUCGACAGGAGCACACAUGGACAGGUUGAUACACCUACAACUCUUCCCAAAGGGUUGAGAGUUUACCUAAGUAGUCCAAUACAGGCUGUCCCUCUUGCUUACACGAAGCAAGCUGUGCCUUUAUUUGAUGAAUACGGACUGUAUUCCCAGCUGAGAAGCAUUGUUUGAGGUCUUCCCACAGUUAGUGUGCGUCGGUUAUGUAAGUAACAGUAUAACGCAUUUUUGGUUCAAUGGAAUCUCGGAUCCAUCCUACCAACAUAGAGUUAACUGUCAACCAAUUCCUCCAAAUAUGCACUGUUCUGGUCAGGUUUCUUCAAGAUACCCUUGAAGAACCCUAGUUUUUAUUUGGCCUGAAGAACAUUCAACAUCUUUGACGACCAUUCAUUAUAGUUCUCUCUGUUGAGAAGAACAGAGGUAAUCAACAAGUAAGGCAAGCUUAAAGCUUCAUCCUUGUUCUCACCGGUUUUGGAGACUUGUGUCUCUGCCGUGAGGUUUUUGUUUUUGUUUGAAAAAGUAAAGAGUUAUUUAGGAUCUCUGUGCAUACCAUGUAGAAAUAGAUAUCGCAAGUGGUUGGUUUAUUAGAUAGGCAAUGCCCUCAUAUUUAUUUAUUACAAAGCUCGAGUUGGCCUUAGUCCUUAUCAACGAGACUAAACCCUUAGCACAAAAGGAAUAUAGAACUCAUCUAAAGCUAACCUAAAACUUAUCUAUAAGACUUAGUAUUUAUCUCGAGUACCCCAAUACUCCAUCCUUUCACGCUCUUUUUACAUUCACCAAAUUAUGAAGUUUUUCUAAUCUACUACUAAUUCAAGCUGAAACACACCGCACUAUAAUAAACUUUAAUAAUGGGUCUUAUGCAUGAAUAAUUAAAGCCAUCUACCGUUGUUUGUAGAUUAUUAAUAUAUGUAUUGAAAAUAAAAUAAAUUGCUAUCUAAAAUUUAUAGCACAGGGGUUGCUAUAGUGCCUAGUUGAUGGAUUGUUUUUGGUGUCUCAUAGUCAGUUUUAUUAAUUAAUCAACAAAUUAUGUCAUGGCUUCCCUCAUAUUUUGAGGGGAAAAAGAAUAACGUGACUGAUUCUCCAAAAAAGAAUAACGUGAUUGAUUCUCCAAAAAAGAAUAACGUGACUGAUUCUCCAAAUUAUGUAUGACAAAACAAGGCCCUGGGUCUUACAUGCGUAAAAAAUAAAAAUAAACUUGGGGUGUUUACUUGUUUUACAUUAUGUAGAAGCUUAUUUAUAUAUACUUGGUUCGGUUUACAUUUGGAUGGCGAUCAACUAAAUUUCUUAGAUUACUCAUAUGUAUACACACAACUCGUUCAAAGAGUAUAUUUAAUUGAGUGGUUGAUCAAUUCCUAAGGUCUCAGUAGUUGAUUAUUUCUCUUCGAGGUGAGAGUUAUUUCUUUAUUGUUAAAUCAUUAAUUCCCAAUAUAAGAAAUAAAACUAGCCUAUAAAUUAACACACAAUUCCAAAUGGAUAAUUUUAAUUUUAAUUAAUAUCUUAUUAAUAAAAAUAUAGUACAUAUACACAAAAUACAGCCACCAAAGCUGAUAAGACAAAAACACAAACCCGGGAAACCAGACAAAAUGAACAAUCUACCCAUUUUCGUAUUUAUCAUCAUAUUACAAAGCUUAAUCUUGUCUAGUUCUUGUCUCUAUCAAAAUUCUUCACACAAUAUAUUACAAGACUCAUCUCCAUUUCCUUCUGAUUUCCUUUUUGGCACUGCGUCUUCUGCUUACCAGUAUGAAGGCGCGUUCUUGACCGAGGGGAAAGGAUUGAACAACUGGGAUAUAUUUACACAUGAAAACCCUGGAAAAAUACGUGAUGAGAACAAUGGAGACAUGGCUGUGGAUCAAUAUCAUCGAUUUAAGGAGGACAUCCAGUUAAUGACUUCCCUUGGGGUCAACGGUUACAGAUUUUCAAUUUCAUGGUCUAGAGUCUUACCACGAGGAAGAUUUGGAGGCAUUAAUUAUUCGGGAAUAAAGUAUUACAACAGAUUAAUCGAUGCUCUCAUUAGUAGAGGGAUUAAGCCAUUUGUGACACUGAACCAUUUGGACUACCCUCAAGAACUUGAGAACCGGUUUCAAAGUUGGUUAAGCCCGGAGAUGCAGAAUGAUUUUGGGUACUUGGCUGAUAUAUGUUUUAAACAUUUUGGUGACCGAGUUAAACAUUGGACAACAUUAAACGAACCAAACCAACAAAUAAUCCUCACCCAUCUAAAAGGCACCUUUCCACCAUCCCGCUGCUCCUUACCGUAUGGAAACUGUAGUCAGGGGAACUCGGAAAGGGAACCAUUCAUAGCUGCACAUAACACGAUCCUCGCACACGCAAAGGCGGUUCACAUUUAUCGGAGUAAAUAUCAGGUAAAACAAAGGGGGAUCAUUGGCAUUGUGGUGCAAACAUCAUGGUUUGAACCCAUUAGCGAUUCCAUCGCAGAUAGAGAAGCUGCAGAGAGAGCUCAAUCUUUUUAUUCCAAUUGGAUUUUAGAUCCAAUUAUAUAUGGGAAAUAUCCAAAAGAAAUGGUGAAUGUACUUGGAUCGGCCUUGCCACGGUUUUCUAGGAAGGAAAUGGAGAACCUAAAACAGUUAAGAUUAGAUUUUAUUGGCAUUAAUCACUAUACAAGUUACUUCAUUCAAGAUUGCUUGUUCUCAACUUGUAAUGCUGGAGAUGGAGCUUCUAAAGCACAAGGAUUUGCACUGAAGUUAGACCGAAAAGGCAAUGUUUCCAUCGGAGAACUUACGGAUGUAAACUGGCAGCACAUUCAUCCUGAAGGGUUCCGAAAGACAUUGAACUACCUAAAAAAUAGGUACCACAACAUACCGAUGUUCAUAACCGAAAAUGGUUUUGGAGACCUGCAAAAACCCGAGACAACACUAACAGAACUUCUAAAUGACACAAAAAGGAUACAAUACAUGAGUGGAUACUUGGAUGCGUUGCAGUCAGCAAUGAGAGAUGGAGCAAAUGUGAAGGGCUAUUUCGCAUGGUCACUAUUAGAUAACUUUGAGUGGUUGUAUGGAUACAAGCUUAGAUUUGGGCUAUUCCACGUGGAUUAUACAAGUCUCAAAAGAACACCGAAACUUUCAGCUUCAUGGUAUAAAAACUAUAUUGGAGAGCAUAUUAGAAGAAAAUAUUAUUAGACAUAAAUGUCUGGUAUUUUUAGCUUAUGUACAGCAAGAAGCUCAAUGCCAUAUUGUGUCACAGCUGCUGUUUCUUUCUCACCGACUAAUAUUUUUCAUGUACUAUAUCUCAUAAAUCUCCAAAUUACAGUAAUAAUUGGGAGGAAAAACUGACAAGAAAUGCUCAUCAUUAUUAUUUUUUUCUUUUUAUAAUGAUGAUAAACAGGGCCGGCUCAAAAAUUGCUUGGGUCCUGUGCAAUAUAUAAAACAUAAACAAAAUGUGGUGUAUUAAUUAUGUUUGUGAAAUUUUGGGUCCUAUUUUACAAAUUUGGACUCUAAAAUGCAAAGAAAAAUAUAAUUAAUAGGACCGGAUCCGCAGACCUUUAAAUGGAGUUUUGGGCCACUGACAAAAAAAGGCUUAAAGUUAUGUCCACAUGUGCAUCGUGGAACUUUGCGAGUCUGUGACAAUUCCACACGUGAAUCUUCAACAAUUGUGUCAUUUCUCUCCUUUCUCAACUAUCACAACUACAAAAUCUUCUACAGACAAAAAAAAAUAGAAAGGAAACUAUCAAAUGUCUGGUGGAGUAGCAACAACAUUCUCAAUUUGCCACUUGAUAAAAGUCGCUUAAUAAUUGGUUUAGUAAUCUAGAAGAAUCGUAUAAUUUGAGAAGGAAACGGACUACUAGCACAAUUCACCGCUCUAAAUAUCAUCCAUUCAUCUCAAUCUCUAGUGGAGCAGUAAUGGAUUUUGUUAGUUGAUAAUAUCUAUAUAUAUAGAGGGGAGUUUUCUCUCACCUCCUUGCGCCAAGUCAUCAUGGAGAUAGGGGCUUUUGUCGACACGUGUCAGCACCUGGGUCGUUUUGCGUUUAUUUUUUUUUUGUUUUGUUUCUUGUGCUGUCUAAAACGGGGACUGAAUUGGGCUUUGGCGCAUGAAACCCAAUGUAGAGCCCAGUCUUCUUCACAUCUCGACCCACAAGCGCAUUAGGGUUUACUCCCAUUUUCUUCUUGCGGCACGAACUCACCAACGAAACCACUGUUCUGAUAACUUUAUCGUCAAAAGAUAUCAUCAUUUUGAUCUCAAUGAUUCCAUUAGAACUUCAUAUCGUGUCAUCGGUGGAUUAUUCAAAUCCAAAAGAUUCCAUUUUUUUCUCAUUUUGGUAUAUGAUUUUUACAAAGCAAACGAAAGAGAAAAAUUAAGUUUUAAUAUAUUUUUAUAACUUCUCUCUGUUCAUUCACAUUCCAGAAUGCGAAGAUGACGACUACCACGAAGAAAGACAGCAAAACAGAGCAAAACCAAGCCGCAACGGCGGCUCUUCCACUACUCCAAGUCGCUGCCACAACCGCCGCAGUAACUAGAACUACCAACACACUCUAACGCCUCUCCACCACAACGGAAAUAGAAAACAACAUGACUCCGACGACGAAUACGGAGGAGCAGUCUCCUGCAACAAGUGUCGUCCUCACCACUCUCACCGCGACAAUUCUCCAUCGUGCCUCUAGAAAGCCACAACAACAACCCUUCCUUCAUCUCAAGCCCCAACCUCAAAAUCAAAUCCAUCUUCCAAUCGGAGAAGCCCCAAACCCUCUUCCGCCGCUUCCCUUCCGCCGCGGUCUUCCUCCUCCUCCGCCUCCGUCGCAGACGCUUCCAGAGAAGAGCAGUGGCGGUUAGCCGUGGCGGAGCUUUCUCAUAAACUGAUCCAAGCCACCAAGAAAAAAGAAGACUCCGUUACAGAAGCUUCCCGGUUGAAAACGUCCAUGAGGGAGCUAGAGAAGAAGCUCAACAAGCUCGAGAUCUACUGCCACAACCUCAAAUCGGGUCUCGACGAGUGCAGCAGCAACAACAAGAAACAGAGCGUCCCUGUUCGGUUCAACGAUGGGAUCAUCCAGCCGUUCCUCGUCUUGGUGUUGGAAUCUCGCUCUUCGAUCAGAGCCCUGAGCAGAGCUCUCGCAUCGCAGACUCGCAGCUGCGUACCGUCAGUGGGAAAGUCUACGAGCGGCUCUCUCUCCUCCCCCAGCCUUUCGAUGUCAAGAUCAACUAUUUCGCGAAGAACCCGAAAAGCAUGAUCUUUUACCUCGAAGCGAUCCUGAGCAGAGCCUUCUUCGAGAACUUCGAACUUCGAAGCUUCCGGGUUUCAGAAAACGGGUCGACCCGGAUUUUGAACCCGAGUGAUCGUUGCGAGUCCAAUUACGCUUCGUUUAACGUCUUGAUGGAGCUCACGUGGGACGAGGUGUUGAGCAGAGGAACGAAGCAUUUCUCUGAGGAGUUUAGCCGGUUCUGUGACCGGGAAAAUGAGUGUCACGUCACUUCCAUGCUUUGCUGGAACCGAGCGUGGCCUGAACCGCUUUUACAGAUAAAGUAGUAAACCGAACAAUUUAUUGGAUUAUGAUUUGGUUUAUUGGAAACCAAUUAAACUGUUCUUCUUCUUCUUUUGUAGGCUUUCUUUGGUGCGUCGAAGAGUGUUUGGUUGGUUCAUCUCUUGGCUAAUUCGCUGAACCCAGGUUUGCAGAUUUUUCGUGUGGAGAGAGAUGAUCACUUUGAUCCGGUUUACAAGGAGGAAACUGGUGGGGAUCGGUAUAAGAGUGUGGUUCGAGCUAUGGUUCAACCUGGGUUUUAUGUGUAUGGCAGUGUAGUUAAGUGCAAGGUGUUUUGCAAGCGUUGCGGCAGCGACUAGGAAGAAGCGGUGGAAGACCGUAUGGUCAAAGAAUUUAAUAAAAACGACGAGAGACAAUAAGCAUUUGUAGCCCAUUAGGAGUCUAAUUUACGUUGGUUACGGAAUUAUAAAAUUGGUGAGUUUUGAUUUGUUUUGUUUUUGCAACUUGUAAUUAAAAAAAAUGGAAUGCUCUUUGCAAGUAAAUAUUUUAAAACUAGCUCUUUUAAAAAUAAUGUUUUUGUUGGUAUUUUUUGUCAAGCUGAUUUAAUAAAAGGGUGAAUUAGCCAAAUGACCAAAUUUGAAAAGAAAAUUAAGUGCAUAGCAUUGAUUUUGACAUAAUAAAGCCCAUAACAAUUAUGCCAACUUCUAUCCGGUAAUACCCUUUUUUUGUUCAAGUUGCCAGUAAUAGAGAAAGAAACUGAUGACAUCAACAAUUUGACACCCCACAAUUAAUUAUCACACGUAAUUCAAUCAACACCACACUUUUGUUUAACACAUAAAUAUACAUCUAAUUUUUCUAUAUCAUCUAACACUACUAAAAAUAAUAGGAUUCAAAAUCCACUCACACCUAGUAAAUACUAAACUUUAAUCCAAACCUCAACUCCAAAAUAAUAAACCCUAAACUUUAAACAUCACCCUUCCAUCUAAAUACUAAACCCUAAACCCUAAUUACUGAAUCCUAAACCCAAAUAUAAACCUUAAGCCCAAUUAUCAAAAUCUGAAAAUAGUAUAUAAUAUUAUGUAAUAUUAAACUAAAUCCAAACAAAACUCCUCAAUGCUAAACUCAGACCUAACUUUUGAAUACUAAACCCAAAAAUGCUAUCACUAAACCCAAACCUAAACUCCCACCUUCCAAAUACAAAACCCUAAAUCCUAAUCACUAAAUCCUAAACCCAAGUAUAGACUAUAAACCCAAAUAGAAUGGAACAAAAUACAUAGUAUAGUAUAAAUUGGUAAGCAAAAAAACACUCUUUUUUAAUCGUCAAAUGGAACAUACAUAAUACGGUCACUAAACCCAAACAUCAACCCCCACCUUCCAAAUACUAAACCCUAAAUCUUAAUCAUUAAACCUAAACCCAAAUAUAAACUCUAAACCCAAAUAGUAUAGAACAAAAUAAAUAGUAUAGUACCUAUAGUUGUAAACAAGAAAUUGAUAAAUAAUGAAUUUAUCAAACAAUCGAUGGUACAAUAAUACAACAACCGUAGCAUACUAUUUAGUUUGGUACUUGCGAAUUGUACAAAAAUAUAAGAAUCGUACUAUACUAUAAUUUUCUUUCACUACAUAUAGUAUAGUCGACGAGUUCAUCUUCUUCACAUCUUCCUCUUUUUACAGACAUGGUGAUACACACAUUCACUAGUCCAGAGUAAUUAUUCUUCAUCAUACCAUAUCAAUACAGCAUACUAUAACAAUUUAAAUAACAAUGAAAAAAAUCAAGAUGAACAACAUUGAAAAAAACUAAAAAAAAAAAAAAUUGUGAUGUCACCUCGUUGUUGUCUACGGUGCCAUCUUCUCCUCCAAACUCAAUUCCACAAACCCAAAAUCCAUAUUAUUUCUUAGUCUAGUGGUUUGUGUUCGUAUGUA
Molecule: messenger RNA, 16383 nt
Organism: Brassica rapa (field mustard)
Lineage: Eukaryota; Viridiplantae; Streptophyta; Magnoliopsida; Brassicales; Brassicaceae
Product: beta-glucosidase 45
Biological process (GO): carbohydrate metabolic process
Molecular function (GO): beta-glucosidase activity
Source: RefSeq, a predicted model, not a curated record